This is a messenger RNA of Tupaia belangeri chinensis (Chinese tree shrew), 3759 nucleotides long. It is a transcript of the gene ATG14, whose product is annotated as autophagy related 14. Gene Ontology annotation, cellular component: phosphatidylinositol 3-kinase complex, class III; extrinsic component of omegasome membrane; autophagosome. Gene Ontology annotation, molecular function: protein-membrane adaptor activity; phosphatidylinositol 3-kinase regulator activity. NCBI's taxonomy places the organism in Eukaryota, Metazoa, Chordata, Mammalia, Scandentia, Tupaiidae. The record is from RefSeq and is a predicted model, not a curated record. Gene Ontology annotation, biological process: mitophagy; autophagosome assembly; autophagosome membrane docking.
AGAUGGAAAAUAAUGUCCUGCAAAAUGAGGAUUGAACAGCUGAAACAAACAAUAUGUAAAGGAAAUGAAGAAAUGAAGAAAAAUUCUGAAGGCCUUCUCAAAACCAAGGAAAAGAAUCAGAAGCUUUACAGUCGAGCGCAACGCCACCAAGAGAAAAAGGAGAAGAUUCAGAGGCACAAUCGCAAACUUGGUGACCUGGUAGAAAAAAAAACAGUUGACUUGAGGAGUCAUUACGAGAGUCUGGCAAGUCUUCGGCGAUCCCAUAUAUUAGAGCUCACCUCUGUCAUCUUUCCAAUCGAGGAAGUGAAGACUGGCGUGAGAGAUCCCGCAGACGUGUCUUCAGAGAGCGACAGCGCCAUGACCUCCAGCACCGUGAGCAAGCUUGCUGAAGCCCGGAGGACAACGUACCUCUCAGGACGAUGGGUCUGUGAUGACCACAACGGAGACACCAGCAUUAGCAUCACAGGGCCUUGGAUUAGCCUCCCUAACAACGGGGACUACUCAGCCUACUAUAACUGGGUGGAAGAGAAGAAAACGACGCAGGGGCCUGACAUGGAGCAUAAUAACCCGGCCUACACGAUCAGCGCUGCCUUGUGCUACGCGACGCAGCUGGUCAGCAUUUUGUCUCACAUACUCGACGUGAAUCUUCCCAAAAAGCUGUGCAACAGUGAAUUUUGUGGGGAAAAUCUCAGCAAACAGAAAUUUACUCGAGCAGUGAAGAAAUUGAAUGCAAAUAUCCUUUACCUUUGUUUUUCUCAGCAUGUAAAUUUAGAUCAAUUACAACCACUGCACACCCUCAGGAAUCUCAUGUACCUGGUCAGUCCGAACUCGGAACACUUGGGCAGGUCAGGACCCUUCGAAGUGCUUGCGGACCUGGAGGAAUCCAUGGAAUUUGUGGAUCCCGGAGUUGCUGGCGAAUCGGAUGAGAGUGGAGAUGAGCGCGUCAGCGACGAGGAGACUGACCUGGGCACAGACUGGGAGAACCUGCCGAGCCCUCGGUUCUGUGACAUCCCUUCCCAGCCCGUGGAGGUCUCCCAGAGCGAGAGCACGCAGGCAUCCCCACCCAUCGCCAGCAGCAGCGCGGGUGGGAUGAUCUCCUCCGCCGCCGCCUCCGUCACCUCCUGGUUUAAAGCGUACACUGGACACCGUUAGUGACACGGACCAAAACAUGCCAGACUUGCAUCAGGAAAGUUCUCGCACUAGACUCUAGUGAACCUAUCUGUUUAGUUAAGGUAGUGCCUGGAACAGAAAGAGGCUAAGCCUUGUUUUUGUCAAGCAGGGAGACAAGCAUUUCUACUGGUCAAGUGGCCCGUGAUGGUGACCAACAUGCUUAUGAUACUUAAUAGAAAGAGGAGUCAGAGGUCCCGCCUGAUCGGUGUUGAGCAGGCCUGGUCACGUACCCUGGAGGAGGCAACUUCCUUGGGCUCUCUGGUCUCAGGCCGCAGGGCCCACAGACCCGGGUCAGUGUGUCCAUCCUCGAGACGCUGAGACUUCCCAGUGGAGUGUCAGAGCUUGGCUGAGUCACAAGACGGUGAUUCUUGACGACUAGGACUUGAAGAUGGAAACUGUUUAAUAUGAGUUCGUUUUUCUGCCAUCUUUCUCUGUACAGAGAACCAGCAGACAGUUUGAGAUACUUGAUUUCUUUGUAAUUUGGUCACCUUUGAUUUUUAGAUCAGAGAUUCGCGUUUGGUUUCGGAGGGCAGUCAUUUCCGCAGGGAGGGUCAGUAUGAGGCCCGUUUCCUUGUGCUGCUCUGUCCUGGCUCCUCAGACAUUCCUGUUUUUCUCCCCCCACUACCCCGCACCAAAGAAACUAAGAUCUUUCUUUAGGACAUACAUGAAUGGAAGAAUCCUCAUUGUAGUACUGCUCUAGAGGUGUUUUGAAAUGACUUUCUUGUAUUCUGAGGGAAACCAGGCUUGUCCUUACUCGGGUUAUUGGAUUCCUACCAUACACUGGGUGCGUUUUGAAACUGAACUCAUUUCCUGUGAGUGAAAGUACGUUACUCCUUGUGUAGCUGGAUGCUGCCUGGCACAGAUGAAGAGCCACUUAAUUAUGUGGCCUCUGCUCAUUGUUCUGGUGUCCAUUCUAAGCGAUUUAGUAGGUGGCGGGUGUCCAGGGAAACCAUCCCUGCCUCCUAGAGGGUUUGUUGCUCUGAGGACACUGCCUUUGCCCACAGGUGCAGAGCAGAGCCUUAGAGCUGAGCCUGUCCUUUAUCCUGGGGAGAGAUCAGAGAGCCAAGCUUUUCCCUUACCAAGAGAUCGUUUUCAGCUAAUGUGUCUUGUCAUUCUCUUAGUGACAAUCUUACAAGAAAACUGUAACAAGAGAGGCAUUAUGUACAAAUGUGUAAGUAGUAUUUUAUUUUUAAUAACUGCAAAAAAAAAUCCUAUGUAACAAUUACAAAAAGAAGUCCUACGAGAAAUUCCUAACAGGCAUCACUCCCACGUCCCACAAGAGUGCUUGGCACGACAGGACCUCCGCUACACCACCCGGAGGUUCGCCUCGCCCUUGCUCUUCUCUCACUGUAAUGAUCACAGUUGGUACUUGGCCUCCAGAGCUGAGGUGCUGUACAGCUUCUGGUAUCGCUGCCUUUGGUGUUCAGUAGAGUCUGGGGGAGGAGGAGCAGAAAGGAGUUUCUCCGACUCCAAAUUUCCAUUUAUGGAGGUAGCAGGCUUUUGCCAUCAUCAGCUCUUCUCCACCGACUUCGCUCUUUCAGCACCCAGGUUCGUGAUUGCUGGGCUUGCAGUCGCCAUCCGGUUCUGGAGUUCAUGGAGAGUGCGUGUGAUAGACUUGAGCAGACACCAGGGAACUUAAACAUCCCCCGGAUAAGGGUGUCUAGCUACUGCAACCUCAGCAGGCAGCUUAGCCCCCCACGUCGGAAGCCUGGGCUUUGGGGUUGGGAGAAGAGAUGGCCGUCAGCUGAGAGAGGCACAGCAGGCACGGUUUUCUCGGGGUGGCAUUUAGGAACCCGGGGAUGUAGCUGAAGCUAGCGAAUAGAAUCCAAGGAUCACAGACGUGUGUGGAGGGUACUUCCCCCAAACUCAGGAGGGUGUGGGCACCUGAGGGAUUGAUAGGGAUAUUUUGUUGUUAAGAUCAACUAGAGGCACUUUAUAUAGGGUUAAGUGAGUAAACCCUGGAGUGGUUUGGAACACCAACAUACUGGCUUACACUGCUGAAAUAUUCUGGGUUUCAUUAUUUUGCACUGGAUCCACCCUGUAAAUAUUCUUAAAUAUACAUUUCAACCACUGUUUUUUCUACUCUUUGCUGCUCAUUACAAAUCUUUCGUGUAGGUGCCAGGACCAUAUGUAAACAGCUUUUUAAGAAAAUUGAAGCUGGUAUUUUUUUCAAAUAAAAAGCCAUAGAACUUGGUCACGUUUUCCAUUUUACAAUGAUUUAUUGAAACAAGGUAAUACUAAUAAAAACCUACAGGCACCACAUAGGCUGCUUCAGAAUGUCUGCUAAAGACAUUUUCGUCGUGGAAUAUAACUAAGAAGAGUUUUGCACAUCUGCGAGUGAAAAUGGUAUGUGGCACUGGUGCGAUGGGCGGGCGCCCACUGAGGAGGACGCGCUGCACCUGGGAAGGAGCGUUCGGCGGCAUCCCGUUCAGAGCGCCCGGCCCCGUCUCAGAAUGUCUCAGAAUCUCCUUGCGGCGUCUCGUGCAGGAGCUGCCUUCUGCUCUGUGACUUCCAAAUCAGUUUGAGUCAUAGAAAUGUUUUCUAAACUUUUAUUGUAUUACUGCAAUAAAUCUUUUAACAGGACUUGCU